Molecule: messenger RNA, 4368 nt
Organism: Fraxinus pennsylvanica
Lineage: Eukaryota; Viridiplantae; Streptophyta; Magnoliopsida; Lamiales; Oleaceae
Source: the annotation of a GenBank genome assembly
AUGGCAGCAUUGUCGGAUUCGGAUUCAAGACGGAUGUAUUCGUGGUGGUGGGAUAGCCAUAUUAGCCCCAAAAACUCAAAAUGGCUUCAGGAGAACCUUACAGAUAUGGAUACCAAAGUCAAGACAAUGAUCAAGCUUAUAGAAGAAGAUGCAGAUUCAUUUGCAAGGAGAGCAGAGAUGUAUUAUAAGAAACGUCCUGAGCUUAUGAAACUAGUUGAGGAGUUCUACCGGGCAUAUCGUGCACUUGCAGAAAGAUAUGAUCAUGCAACUGGUGUGAUUCGCCAGGCUCACAGAACUAUGGCAGAAGCUUUUCCAAAUCAAGUUUCCUUAACAUUUUCUGAUGAUUCAUCUGCAAAUUCUGUCUCUGGGACUGACCCUAGAACUUCUGAGAUUUCAACCCCAGUACGUGAAUUAUGUGAAAUGGAUGAUUUGCAUAAGGAUGCUGUGGGACUCUCUUCAUCCUUUUGUCAUUCUGUUGAACAAAUUGGAGAAUUCACAAAUGAGUCCAAUUCUGCAAAGGGAACGAUUGGUUUGAAACAGCACAAUGAUCUGUUUUGGCCUGGUAAUCAUGCAAAAUUGAUAGAAGGGAUGGUGAGAAAGGGCCUUAAUUUUGAUGAAACAGAGGAGAAACAACUAAGUGUUCAAUCCGAGGAGAUUCUGAUCUUGAAGGAAACCCUUGCCCGAACGGAGGCUGAGAAGGAAGCUGUCCUUGUUCAGUAUCAACAGAGCCUGAAUAAACUAUCCAAGCUUGAAUUUGAUAUUUCUCAUGCCCGAGAGGACUCCAAAGUUCUUAGUGAUCGUGCAAGCAAUGCAGAAAAUGAAGUUGUUAUCUUGAAGGAAUCACUGUCCAAAUUAGAAGCUGAAAAGGACGCUACCCUUAAAAGGUACCAUCUGUGCUUGACCAUGAUAGCUGAUCUUGACAAUAUUAUUUCUAGUGCCCGAGAUCGUGCAAAGGAACUUAAUGAAAAGGCCAGUAGAGCUGAAGCUGAGGCGCAAUCGUUGAAAGAUGCAUCUCACAAUCAGUACAUGAAAUCUUUGGAGAUGAUAGGGAACCUGGAGAACAAACUACAAUUUACUGAAAAAGAAUCAAGAAUGUUGAAAGAGCAAGCAGAAAAAGCAGAAGGUGAGGUUUUGAUUCUGAAGCAGACCAUUUCAAAAUUUACUGAAGAGAAGGAAGCUGCAACUCUCCAACACCAGAAAUGCUUGGAGAUGAUUUCUAGUCUAGAGCUCAAACUCACAUGUGCAGAGGAGGAGGCAAAGCGGCUUACAGUCGAGGUAGAAAUUGGAGCUUCAAAAUUAAAAGGUGCUGAAGAACAAUGUCUUCUGUUAGAAAGAUUAAACCAGUCUCUUCACUCUGAGGUGGAAUCCUUGAUGUUGAGGAUUGGAACUCAAACUCAAGAACUUACAGAGAAGCAUAAGGAAUUGGGAAGACUUUGGGUUUGUAUACAGGACGAACGCUUGCGUUUUAUGGACACUGAAAAAGCUUUCCAAGCUUUGCAGCACGUGCACUAUCAAACUCAGGACGAAUUGCGAUUAGUGGCUUCAGAUUUACAGAAGAGGGCUAGAAUUUUGAAAGUUGUAAAGACCCGAAAUCGGAGCUUAAAAGAUGAAGCCUUAAAGUUUAAGAAGGAGAACAAGAACCUGGAUGAGCUUAAUGCAUCUUCAGCCUUGUCAAUGAAGUAUAUGCAAAAUGAGAUCUCUAGCUUAAAAGAAAUGAAAAUUAACAUUGAGGGGGAACUUGAGCUUCAAAUCAGUCAAAGUAAUGCUCUUCAACAUGAAAUGUAUUGCCUGAAAGAAGAAUUGAAUGAUUUGAACAAUAAACACCUUUCAUUUUUGGAGCAGGUGCAUGCCAUAGGCCUGAACCCAGAGUCCUUAGAAUUAUCAGUGAAGGAAUUACAGGAUCAGAAUUUUAAUCUGAAGGAAAAUUGCGACAGAAAAAGAAGUGAUAAAGCUGUUCUCUUGAAGAAACUGGAGAACUUGGAGCUCCUCCUCGAGAGACGUUCAAUUUUGGAAACUUCAUUGGAGCAAUCCCAGGAAUCUCUUUCUGAGGAGAAAUUGACUCUUCUUAAUGAGAAUGCUACUCUCAUGACUCAGCUACAGGUAUCACGUGAUAAUCAAGAAAAACUCUCACAGAAGAACACUGUUCUUGAGAAUUCCCUUUCUCAUGCUCACGAUGAACUUCAAGCUCUGAAGGAUAGAUCUAAAAGCUUAGAAGAUUCAUGUCAGUUACUUGUCAAUGAGAAGAUUGAUCUGAUUAGUGAAAGGGAUGCUUUAACUUCUCAACUUGAAAACACUCAAAUAGGAUUAAGGGCUGGGGAUUGCAAAGUUGAUGAACUAAUGACCGAGAUAGGCAAUUUACACAGGAAUUUAUUGGAUGUGCAGGUUUCUUGCCAGAAAUCACAGAAACAGAAUUUUGAAAUUUGUGAGGAGAAAAGAUCCUUGGCAGACAAGUUCUUACACCUAAAGAAAAAGAAUCGCAUCAUAGAAGAGGAAAAUUCUGUUUUAUGUGGCAAAAUAUUAGCUCUAGAUAACUUUUCCUCGAUUUUAAGAGACUGUGUUCGUGAGAAAUUUAUGGUAUCAAGAGAACUCGUUGAUGAUCUAAAUAAACUUCUUGGUGUCAAUGGUGCUUUUGCGGGAAAGUUAACCUUAAAUGAGGGGAGGUUGAAAGAAUCACAAAUGGAAAAUCUUCAUCUCCAAGAGAGAUUGCAGAAGACAGAGGAUGAGUUGAAAAUUGUCUCCAUUGCCAAAAAUCAGCUAAAUAAAAAGAUUGAAAAUGGACACAACAUGUUACAUAAGAACGAAAUGGAACUUCAGGAAGCCCAACGGAAGAUAAAUCUGAUAGAAGCUGAAAAGUUCAAAUUGAGAGAAGAUUUGGAAUAUUUGAUGAUGAAGUAUAAUGAGCUCAAGAUGAUAAGAGACAGCCAAGAAAAUCAUAUUUUCAAACUCUCUGCAGAGAAUGGCCAGUUAAGUAUGGAGAUUGACGUGUUGGAGAAUCAUGCUACAUUGGUUUUUGGUCAAUUACAGUCCUCUAUAGUCAGCCAGCAUAUCUAUGAGCAGAAGUUUCAUGAGCUCUACAAAACUUGUGUUGGCUAUAUAGACGAAAACGAAGGUCUCAAAAGUCAAUUGACUGCUUAUGGGGCUGAAACAAUUUCUUUGAAGGAAUGCAUAUCAUCCCUGGAGAACUGCACCAAUUUACAUGUGAAGCUUCGAAAUCCUAAAAAUGAGGAAAUGGAGGGUACUCAAUUGAUGAAUCAUCUACGUGGAAACCAUUUGAAUGAAGUUGAGAAGGCCACAGUACAAGAUACAUUAUCAAACUUGCUAAGUCUGCAAGCUAGAGUUCAAGCCAUUGGAAAAGCAACGGUUGAGAUGACACGCCUCCUUGUUCAGGAAAACAUUGAUCUACAGUCCAAUCUUGAAUCUGCAAUGAGCCAAAUUGUAGAGUUAAAAUCUAAGAACAGCCAGUGUAGUAGAAAUUUGAAGCCAGUAUCUGAAACAUCUGAGGCAGAAAAUUCACUUCUGACAAAGGACAUCAUGCUUGAUCAGAAAUCUGAAUGUUCAUCUCAUGGAAUUAAAUGGAAAGAACAUGCUGCAACUGAUAAUCGAGUCUCAGAAUUAUGGGAAGCUUCAAACCCUAAUGGAAGCAUUGGUCUCACCGUUUGCAAGUCAAAGAAAAGAAUUUCACCAUCAGCUGAAAAAAUCAACAAUUUCCAUCAGGUUAAAUCAAUAAACAAACGGAAAGAUAAGUGUCUUAUUUCGGAUACAUUGAUUGAAAAUGAUUUGAGUAUGGACAAGUUUGAGAUCCCCAAAAGAUCAACUGAGGUCAUCCAGAAAGAGAAUAAGAGGAAGAUCCUAGAAAGGCUUAACUAUGAUACUCAGAAACUGACGAAUCUUGAAAUUACGGUUCAAGACUUAAAGAGGAAACUCGAAAUUACUGAGAAGAGCAAAAGGGGCAAAGCUGUAAUUGAAUGUGAGAAACUAAAGGGACAGCUCGAAGAAGCUGACAUGACCAUCCUGAAGUUAUUUGAUCUCAACAAGAAAUUGAUGAAACGUGUCGGAAACAGCUCCUUCUUCAAUGCAAACUCCUCAUUUGAGUCUGACGAGGAUGGAAGUGCUAGCAGACGGAGAUUUUCAGCUCAGUCUAGAAGAAUUUCUGAAAAAAUUGCGCGAUUGCAAUUGGUUGUACAGAAGUUACAGUUUGUUUUGCUGAAACUUGAUGAUGAAAAUGAAAUGGGAGUUAAAUCCACAAUGUCUGAAUCAAGAAGAAGAAUUCUUUUGAGGGAUUAUCUUUAUAAUGGGAGAAGAACAAUUCACAGGCGAAAGAAAUCCAAAUUUUGUGCUUGUGCGCAGCCUUCAACUACAGAAGAUUGA